AUGACUACCCCAACGCUGAUCAAUUUGCCUCCUCCCCCAUCGGAACCCGUCACUCCAUCGGAUAUGGGACCAGGCACCCCCAACUCCGGCACUACAUCGCUCUCUGCUCUCUCGACAACAGCCAUCAAAGACGGCCACCAGGGCCAAGCAUUCCCCUACAGCCACCGUGCGCAUCAGUCCUCCACAUCCUCCACCACAACCCUAGAGGCCGAGCGCGCAGAUCGAAUCUCUCGGCUAGCGGGUCUUGAGCGCGUUGCCACAGCCCGCGCUGGUGGUCAGACAUCUGGCCAAGUGCUUCCACCGUAUUCUCCAGGAUACUUUGAGAGUCAAGUAUUGAAGGAGCGCAGCACAGUUGGCAGCGCCAGUGCGACGGGCAGCAUUGCUGGACGCACCACCUGGGCGAGCAGUAGCGACACAUGCGACGCCGACAAAAUGAGCGAGGAUCACGAGGACGAUGGCACCUCCAGUGUCGGUAACGUCAGUGACGAGGGUAAUGCUAGUCUAGUUGGUUUCGGAGAGGGCGCCAACAGUACUUGCAGCGGACCAAUUUCUCGUCCUCCUGGAAUUCACCGUAUCUCCUCCGGAGGCAUCGGUGCACGGCCUACUUCUACGGGUAGCUCGAAUGUCAACCGCCCGAACCCGUUGGCUUCAUAUCUUCAACAACAGCAGCAUCAUGCCGGAGAGAGCUCUAUGAUCUUUUCGUCGCUCGCCGGAUCGAUGACCCCCGAGCCUAUGAAUGAGGAUGCUCGCAUGGUUGAUGGCAUGACCUUUGACUCGGAUGUUGUUGAUACAACUGCUAGAACUCCACGACUGGUCUUCACGCCCGGUCACAGCAGCAGUGGAUUUGGCUCGCCAGCUCGGGAUUAG
Molecule: messenger RNA, 867 nt
Organism: Penicillium digitatum Pd1
Lineage: Eukaryota; Fungi; Ascomycota; Eurotiomycetes; Eurotiales; Aspergillaceae
Source: RefSeq, a predicted model, not a curated record